This is a messenger RNA of Cryptomeria japonica (Japanese cedar), 708 nucleotides long. Its product is annotated as hydroxycinnamoyltransferase 2-like. The coding region runs from base 1 to 708 and encodes 235 amino acids. Gene Ontology annotation, molecular function: acyltransferase activity, transferring groups other than amino-acyl groups. Lineage: Eukaryota; Viridiplantae; Streptophyta; Pinopsida; Cupressales; Cupressaceae. The record is from RefSeq and is a predicted model, not a curated record. The transcript is spliced from 2 exons.
AUGAAAAAAAGCCUCUCCUCAGUUUUAGUGUAUUUCUAUCCUCUGGCUGGUCGGUUGAAGAAAGGAGAUUCUGGCAGAACGGAGGUUGAUUGCAACGAUGAAGGCGUGGAAUUUAGGGAGGCAUCAAUUAACAUACCCUUCAAAGAUUUGGAGAAAGACGGGUUUCACCGUAAAUCCUUCUUCCCAAAGCUUGUCCACGAAAUCCAUCUUUCUGUUGAUGAAAACUACAGUAGACCGCUUCUGUUAAUACAGGCUACAACUUUUGAGGGAGGCGGGAUAUGCAUAGGAACCAUCUUUCAUCACGUUAUAAAUGAUGGAAAUUCAUAUUGGCAUUUCAUGACAUCAUGGGCAGAGUGUAGCAGAGGUGUCCCCCUUGCCAAACCUCCUCAGCACGCCAGAACAGUUUUCAAACGAGAUAAGAAGAGUCCCCUGUCGAUUUCUUACAAAGCCCAUGAGAUAAUAAGCCAGGGAAUUACAGGGGGCAAGAUUUUCAAGUUUGUACCUGAUAAUUCACCGUCAGACCACAUAAAAACAUGUAGUAGCGGGAAUCUGGAAAAGCCCAACGAGCUUCUCCAGAAAUGGGUAGAUCCAAAAAUGAAAACGGAGGUGAUAUACUCAACGUUUUGCUUUACAGAAGACAUGAUAAAAGACUUGAAACAACGAAGCGGGGCUUCCACCUCUUUUGUUGCAGUGGCCGCACAAUUUUAG